This is a messenger RNA of Antrostomus carolinensis (chuck-will's-widow), 3397 nucleotides long. It is a transcript of the gene ST18, whose product is annotated as ST18 C2H2C-type zinc finger transcription factor. The record is from RefSeq and is a predicted model, not a curated record. Gene Ontology annotation, molecular function: zinc ion binding; DNA-binding transcription factor activity, RNA polymerase II-specific; RNA polymerase II cis-regulatory region sequence-specific DNA binding. Lineage: Eukaryota; Metazoa; Chordata; Aves; Caprimulgiformes; Caprimulgidae. Gene Ontology annotation, biological process: regulation of transcription by RNA polymerase II. Gene Ontology annotation, cellular component: nucleus. The transcript has 21 exons. The coding region runs from base 1 to 3324 and encodes 1107 amino acids.
AUGACACAAAGCCUACAAAAAAAGCUUAGCAGCUCACUAGAGUAUCACAGAGUGUCCCUGCACACCACACAACGACACAAACAGUGGACUAACCUAGCCCACCCCUGCUUUAUUCUACAUCACUGCUUCCCUGAUGUCAGCGUGAGAGGCAGAACAAAGGCUAAAAGGCACACGAUGGAUGCAGAUGGGGAAAAUAAAAAGCUGCGCACACGCUCAAAAGGAACCAAGGUUCAAGUGGACUCUAUAGCUCAAGAGCUCAGUGCCUACAAAUGCUCCAUGGCUAAGAAGAGGAAAGCUGAAGAACAGAUAUCAGGUGUUCCCGUCAACAAAAGGAAGUCCCUAUUAAUGAAACCCCGCCACUACAGUCCCAGCUUGGAAUGUAAAGAAGAAAAUGAAGACAGGACGGAUUUACAGGAAGACAUCUGUGUCCUCGAAAGCAGCUCAACUCCAGAGGAAAGCACUCCAAAAUCAGCUGAGGAAAUUCCAUGUGGGCAAGAAAAUUCCAGUCAAAGAAAAGAUAACUACUCCAGCUAUCAAGAUGUCAUGGCCAAGUCUUUGAUGAACAUGGGAAAAUUAGCAAAAGAUGCACCCAGUCAAACUGUGGCAGAAAAUCUAAAUGAUAGUGGCAUUCAAUCCUUAAAAACACAAAGUGAUAACACUGAUGAAUGUUACUUGAUUAACUCAGCUGAAGGAAAGGAGAAGACUGUUAUUUCUGACUCAAAAUACUGUUCAUCUGAGGAAAAUGAAAGUAACUCUGAAAUUAUGGACAAUGAGUGGGACAGCUCCUCAAAUUUCUCAGAAGAAACUAGUGUAAAGCCCCACGUAACUCAGAACUAUAUUCUAGAGUGUAAUCAACCUAGCGUCCUGGAAGUCCCAGAAAUUAAGAAGGAAGAGGUAGAAUUUGGCCCUUGUGAAACACUUUGUGACUCAGAAAUAGAACUAAGAGCACCCCAGGAGUCUCACCCAGAUCCUUUCGAGAAGAAAAUUCAGAACACCUUCCCUGAAAGUGAAGAUGACAACGAGUGCCUGUCAGAAACCACAGAAGUGUCGGUUGAGCUGGACAAAACAAAAGGGAACUUGAGUUUGCUAGAACAAGCAAUCGCUCUGCAGGCAGAGCAAGGGCAUGUGUUUCACAGCACCUACAAGGAACUGGAUAGGUUUCUUCUGGAGCAUCUAGCAGGGGAAAGAAGACAAACCAAAGUUAUUGACAUUGGUGGGAGACAGAUAUUUAGCAACAAAAAUUCACCCAGGCCUGAAAAGAGAGAAACCAAAUGUCCCAUCCCAGGAUGUGAUGGCACAGGGCACGUGACUGGGCUUUACCCUCACCACCGCAGUCUCUCAGGCUGUCCACAUAAAGUUAGAGUGCCACUAGAAAUUCUUGCCAUGCAUGAAAAUGUUUUAAAGUGCCCCACCCCAGGAUGCACCGGAAGAGGACAUGUCAACAGCAAUCGCAACACGCACAGAAGUCUUUCUGGUUGUCCAAUUGCUGCAGCUGAAAAGUUGGCAAUAUCCCAGGAAAAGAACCAGCUCGAGUCUCCAAAAGCUGGGCAGUGCCAGGAUCAGACUCACAGGACAAAUUUAACAAAGCAACCUGAGGUAGCACAGUACCAUUACAGAACUUCACAGCCAGUCACCUCCUCCAGAGCCAUCCUGAUGAAAGAACAGGAGAAGUUUGGGAAAGUACCAUUUGAUUAUGCCAGCUUUGAUGCACAAGUCUUUGGCAAGCGCACAGUAGCACCUGUGGCACAAGGACGAAAAACACCCCAGUUCCUUGAAUCAAAGCAUUUUUCAAAUCCAGCGAAAUUUUCUAAUCGACUGCCUAGUGCUAGCGCCCACACACAGAGCCCUUGCCAUGCCAACUCUUAUAGCUACGGUCAAUGUAGUGAAGACACCCACAUAGCAGCAGCUGCUGCUAUCCUGAACCUUUCCACCCGCUGCAGGGAAGCAGCAGAGAUCCUCUCCAACAAACCACAGAGUCUGUCUGCCAAGGGAGCUGAGAUAGAGGUGGAUGAAAAUGGCACUCUGGAUUUGAGCAUGAAAAAGAACCGAAGCCAAGACAAAGUUAUACCUCUCACUUCCAGCUCAGCACUUCCCACUCCUUCUUCUUCUCCUUUCAAAACAAGUAGCAUCUUGGUAAAUGCAGCCUUCUAUCAGGCUCUUUGUGAACAGGAAGGCUGGGAUACACCAAUCAACUACAGCAAGACCCAUGGCAGGAAAGAAGAAGAAAAAGAGAAAGAUCCAGUCAGCUCUCCAGAAAACACAGAAGAAAAGAAGUAUCCAGGAGAUGUCUCCAUACCAAGUCCUAAACCCAAGCUCCAUUCAAGAGAUCUCAAAAAGGAACUCAUCACCUGUCCAACUCCAGGAUGUGAUGGCAGUGGUCAUGUAACAGGAAACUAUGCCUCACACCGCAGUGUUUCUGGGUGCCCAUUAGCUGACAAGACAUUAAAAUCCCUUAUGGCUGCUAACUCUCAGGAGCUUAAGUGCCCAACACCUGGCUGUGAUGGCUCUGGCCACGUGACAGGGAACUAUGCAUCCCACAGAAGCUUAUCUGGUUGUCCUCGUGCCAGGAAAGGAGGUAUCAAAGUGACUCCUACCAAGGAAGAAAAAGAAGACUCUGAACUUAAAUGUCCAGUGAUAGGCUGUGAUGGCCAAGGUCACAUAUCAGGUAAAUACACUUCUCAUCGCACUGCUUCUGGUUGUCCUUUGGCUGCCAAGAGACAGAAGGAGAGUCCCGUCAAUGGGUCUUCACUAUCCUGGAAACUGAACAAACAAGAGCUGCCACACUGUCCUUUGCCAGGCUGCAACGGGCUGGGUCAUGUUAAUAAUGUUUUUGUCACCCACAGAAGCCUGUCUGGUUGUCCUCUGAAUGCACAAGCCAUAAAAAAGGGCAAAAUUUCGGAAGAAUUAAUGACUAUCAAGCUUAAAGCAAGUGGUGGUAUUGAGAGUGAUGAAGAAAUCAGACACUUGGAUGAAGAAAUAAAAGAAUUGAAUGAAUCCAAUCUUAAAAUUGAAGCUGACAUGAUGAAACUUCAAACCCAGAUCACAUCUAUGGAAAGCAAUUUAAAAACAAUAGAAGAAGAGAACAAACUCAUAGAGCAGAACAAUGAGAGCCUGUUGAAGGAGUUAGCUGGCUUAAGCCAAGCCCUCAUCUCCAGCCUCGCUGACAUUCAACUUCCGCAGAUGGGGCCAAUCAGUGAGCAGAAUUUCGAAGCAUAUGUAAAUACACUCACAGACAUGUACAGCAAUCUGGAACAGGACUAUUCCCCCGAAUGCAAAGCUCUGCUGGAAAGUAUCAAACAGGCAGUGAAGGGCAUCCAUGUGUAGGAUGUGAAAGCUGCUGGGCAACAGAAAUUACUUAACAGCAGUAAACUCCAGAUGGAUCUGUUAGGAGUUCAUG